GGAAGAAUUAAAUGCCUUCAGUCAGGACUCGACUCAGAAGUGGUAUAGUUCCAAAUACUCGUGCUAGACUACCAUCAUGUGUGACGACGACGAAGGAUGUACCCUGGUUUGCGACAAUGGCUCCGGCAUGGUCAAGGCUGGCUUCGCCGGCGACGACGCUCCCCGUGCUGUAUUCCCUUCCAUCGUCGGCCGCGCCCGUCACCAGGGUGUGAUGGUCGGUAUGGGUCAGAAGGACAUCUACGUCGGUGACGAGGCCCAAGCCAAGCGAGGUAUCCUCACUCUCAAGUACCCCAUCGAGCACGGCAUCAUCACCAACUGGGAUGACAUGGAGAAUAUAUGGUACCACACCUUCUACAAUGAGCUCCGUAUCGCCCCUGAGGAGUGUCCCACAAUGCUGACUGAGACUUCCCUUAACCCCAAGGCCAACCGUGAGAAGAUGACACAGAUCAUGUUCGAGUCUUUUAACUUACCUGCCAUGUACGUGACAAUCCAGGCCGUGCUGUCCUUGUACGCCUCUGGUCGUACCACUGGCCAGGUUUGUGACUCGGGUGAUGGGGUGUCACAUGUGGUCCCCGUCUAUGAAGGUUUCGCUCUACCUCAUGCUAUCCUUCGUCUUGAUCUUGCUGGUCGUGACCUAACUAAUUAUUUAACUAAGAUCAUGACAGAACGUGGUUAUUCUUUCACCACCACCGCUGAGCGAGAGAUUGUGCGAGAUAUCAAGGAGAAGCUUUGCUACAUCGCCCUUGACUACGAAAAUGAGAUGAAUGUUGCUUCAGCUUCUUCCUCCAGUGACAAGUCCUAUGAACUUCCCGACGGUCAGAUCAUCACUAUCGGAAAUGAACGUUUCCGUGCUCCUGAAGCGCUCUUCGAGCCCUCCUUCCUGGGUAUGGAGUCGGCAGGCGUUCACGAGACUGUGUACAACAGCAUCAUGAAAUGUGACAUCGACAUCAGAAAAGACUUGUUUGCGAACAUUUUGCUGUCUGGUGGUACUACUAUGUACCCUGGUAUUGCUGACCGCAUGCAAAAGGAAAUCACUGCUCUGGCUCCCUCCACCAUCAAGAUCAAGAUCAUUGCUCCUCCCGAGCGUAAGUACUCCGUCUGGAUUGGUGGCUCCAUCCUGGCGUCUCUGUCCACCUUCCAGGCCAUGUGGAUCUCCAAGGAGGAGUACGGCGAGUCCGGCCCCAGCAUUGUCCACCGUAAAUGUUUCUGAAAGGAGGAGCCUAUUUAGAUAUCAAAGUUGAAGAAAAUUAAGAUAUUUAAGGUGUAAAUGUGGUCAGCUUUGUAAUCGUUGGCAUUUCAUGUAAACAUUAUUAUAAUCUUUAACUGACCUGUGUUAUAUCUGCAUUAUAUUCAAUAUUUGCUUUUCUUCAAAAUUUUAAUUAAAACAUUCAUUUCA
Molecule: messenger RNA, 1396 nt
Organism: Homarus americanus (American lobster)
Lineage: Eukaryota; Metazoa; Arthropoda; Malacostraca; Decapoda; Nephropidae
Product: actin-like
Exons: 2
Coding region: 77-1210 (377 amino acids)
Source: RefSeq, a predicted model, not a curated record